Danio rerio (zebrafish) is the source of this 4581-nucleotide messenger RNA. The record is from RefSeq and is a predicted model, not a curated record. NCBI's taxonomy places the organism in Eukaryota, Metazoa, Chordata, Actinopteri, Cypriniformes, Danionidae.
UGUGUUUGCUAGUUUCUCCGGUGGGCGCUGUUUUAAGAACAUUAUCCAGCUGCGCUGCUGCUGCCGUCAUACUCGUAGCUCUUUUAUGUAACUUAAUCCUUCUAAACAUUGAUGCUUUCGGUUUGUUUUUAACAAAAAACGAGCUUCUGAAUCGAAGGAGAGUGUCUCGAUGGAGGGAGAUGAUGGCGACUUCCCCCCUGAGCCAUCAGAACAUUCCCUUUCCCAGCGAGGAAGUGUGGCUUCCUCAGUCACCAGAGCUCAGGAUUUGUUGGUGUACUUGGCUAAUGACAGUGCAGUGCACUUGACUCUGGAGGGUCUCGGUUGCAUGAAUGCGCAGGAGCUCGGCCGCAGUGUUAGGGAGGCCCUCAACAUUCCCAACUCCGCUGCUGAUGUGUUCGCUUUCUGGUUCUGCUCUCCUUUGCUUGAGCUGCAGUUGAAGCCGAAACAUCUGCCUUACAAGCUGUGUCGUCAGUGGCAGGACCUGCUGUACCGCUUUACCGAGGCCCCUACAGAAGACAUUUCUUUAGAUGAGCCAAGUCUGCUAUUCAAACGAAGUGUUUUUUAUCCACGGGCAAAAGAACUUCAGAUUGAAGAUGAAGGAGUGUUGAGACUGCUUUAUGAUGAAGCAAAGAUGAACAUCUUGGAGGGUCGGUACCCAUGUGACCCAGAACACUGGCUGACACUGGGUGCAUUGUCCUGUGCCAUAGAGUUAGGGACUGAACUAGACGACCAGGCUCUCACAGCAGCAAUCAGAGAGAAGAAGCUGUCCUCAUUCCUUCCAGCCCAUGCGGCUCUAGGAGGAGGAGGUUUUCUGUCCACACUUCGGGGGAGAGGCGGGAGGAAUGCAGAGAUGGAGCAAAACCUUGUAAAGGAGUGUCGUUCAGUCUGCUCCUCUGCUGCUAGCGGCUCCAGCCAGGAGCCCAUCGCUCUGCUGCGCCAGUACCUCAGGAGCUGCCACAACCUGCCUUACUAUGGAUGUGCUUUUUUCGCGGGUGAGAUCGAUAAGCCAGCUCAGGGCCUCCUUCACAGAGGUGGGCGUAAGGCUGUGAGUGUGGGCAUCAGUCUGGAAGGAGUGUAUGUCAUGGAUGUGAAAGAGAAGCAUGUCCUUUUGGGGCUGAAGUUCACUGAGCUUUCCUGGGAUCACAGCUAUCCAGAGACAGAGGGAGACUCGCAUAUUCUCUGGCUGGAGUUUGAUGGGGAGGAAGCUGGCACCCCUGUCAAUAAGUUAUUAAAGAUUUACUCAAAGCAGGCUGAACUUAUGAGUGGUCUUAUCGAGUUUUGUGUGGAGUUACGCUCUGUUAGUGAGUCAGCAGCCACAGGUACAGACGGUGAGGUCACGCCUUCCCAUGAACCUACGAGUCCAGAAACCAACAACAAAACCAGAGAGCGACGGCAGGGGAAACUGCGCAGACAGAACAGUGUGGUCUGUAGCCGAGUCCAUUCCCUGAGCACCAUCAACUAUGUUGAUGACGGCAAAGAAAUCAAACGUUUGAAACCCAAAAGAGCAGCUUCUUUCUUUACAAGGCAAGCGCAGCCUCCCACUUACUCUGCUGUUCAGGUGACUGAAAGUUUAGAGCAAGGGUGAACCCAGGCCUCAACACUGCCCUCUUCUGCCCGGUGACCAAAACUACAUCUGUCCAUUGAGAUUCUCAGAGACGCAGUCAAACCAUCUGAAUGGACAGAUCGGACCAAGAUCACAGACCGAAGAGCUGAACCACUAUUUAUAGAUGAUUUGUGCAUGAUGUCGCAGGUUUAAGUUAAAGCUUUUUCUCUGUUGGCUGUUAAAAAAUAAGAAUGUGAAAUUAACUUUUCUUUUCCGUCAAACAUUUUGGUGUAAGAGCAAGGCUAAGGGAAGCGAUCUGAAAGCUCUGGGUCGGUCACUGUUCUGAAUGUAGAUUCUACUAUGCAACCAUCAAACCAAACUACAUCCCAGUGGCUGUACAUCAAUAAUUCCUCACUUUGAUCCACUAAUACUGCGAAAACCAGACCUGCUGCACCAAAGGAAACAAUCAAAGCCUUUAGUAUAGGUUGUAAAACUCCUAUAUGCAAAACCAGCGCUGCAGUUUGUGGUAAAGCAUUGCAAUGACAGCAUAAAGUGAGAUUCUGAAUGUGUGAAGUUCUUUUCUCUCCAUGUUUGCAUAUGCAGACUUCAGACUUCUACUGAGCAGCAGGACAGAUGUGAGUUCUGUUAAAUCAUGGCGAUAGGUUGAGAUUGUUCACUAGCUUGUUGCUCAGGAGAAUCAAGCCUUUCUGAUGGAGUGCACUGCAAUGUACUGCAGAAAACAAUCCAGGUGAUUUAUUAGCAUAAUCUGCAUUUGUAAAGCAGAGAGAAUGUUAAUACAUGAAAUUACGAGAUGAUUGGAGGCUUGAUCAAUCAAUGACAAUGUACGUCUGCUUUUCAAUUUCCUGAUGCUUUUCAAAUGUAUGAAACUCUAGGCAUACUGUAUUUUCUUGUCUUUAAGAAUUUGAAUGUACUGAAUCUCUGAAUAUUUUUUUUUAGAAAAGUAAUGGUAACACAGGGCACAGCUUUAAAGAAUAGUUCACCCAAAAACAAAAAAGAUAUUUUGAAGAAUGCUGGUUGCUGACACGUAUCGACCUCUAUGGAAUAAAUGACUUAGUCAAUGGAUGCUUGAAACCAGCAUUUAUCACAAUAUCUUGUGUGUUAAACAGAAAAACAACUUAAGUAAAAUUAAUUCUGAUUUUAUAACUUGGAUUUGCGUCUGUAUAACUCACUCAUUGUGACUUUAUAACUCAGAAUUCUGAAUUUAUGACUCGGAAUUGUGACUUUAUAACUCUGAAUUCUUGCUUUAUAACUCAGAAUUGCGUCUAUAACUCAGAAAUCUGACUUUAUAACUCAGAAUUGCGUCUAUAACUCAGAAAUCUGACUUUAUAACUCAGAAUUGCGUCUAUAACUCAGAAAUCUGACUUUAUAACUCAGAAUUGCAACUUUAUAUCUCGGAAUUUUAGCUUUAUAACUCAAAAUUCUGUCUUUAUAACUUGGAAUUCGGACUUUAUAACUCGGAAUUGCAGCUGUAUCACACGGAAUUCUGACUUUAUAACUCAGAAUUUUUGUCUUUAUAACUCAGAAUUCUUACUUUAUAACUAGGAAUUCUGACUUGAUAACUCUGAAUUUUGACUUUAUAACUCGAAAUUCUGACACUAUAACUCAGAAAUCUAACUUUAUAACUCAGAAUUGCGGUUGUAUAACUCGAAAUUCUGUCUUUAAAACUCAGAAUUCUGACUUUAUAACUCGGAAUUGCAACUGUAACUCAGAAAUCUGACUUUAUAACUCGGGAAUUCUGACCAACUCGGAAUUGCGACUAUAACUUGGAAUUCUCUUUAUAACUCGGAAUUCUGACUUUAUAACUUGAAAUUGUGACUAAUUCAGAAUGCUGUUUUUAUAACUUGGAAUAGUGACUAUAUAAAUCGGAAUUCUGACUUUUAUAACUCAGAAUUCUGUUUUUAUAACUUAGAAUUGCUACUUUACAACUCAGAAUAAAGUCACAUUUCUGAGUUAUAAAGUCAGAAUUUAGGUUUAAUGAUGAACUAUCUCUUAAACUUCUGAUCAGGACAAAACAUCUUGUUGUUUGAUCUGGUAACGGAAGCGGCAUGCUAAUUAUCGGGCGUCAUCUGAUCACCAGCCUCCAGUUACCUACCCUGUGUCAUUAUUACCAAGCAGUUCAUGGUUCUGAUAGUCUGAAUUGUGUGUAAUUACUACAUUGUUGAAAUUACGCAUUCUGUUUUGGUAUUAAUGUCAAUGUGCUGCUUAUUUACAGAUGAACUAAAUGUUCAUGUAUCUGUAAAAGCUUAAUGUCAAGUCCUGUUGCCAGGUCUUUACUUACCACAUCUCUGUAUAUUUAUCCAUGCAUGACGCAUCUGUUGUCUUAAAUUGAUUUUGUGGUUUGCAUGUUUUUGUACAUGUUUCUUUAUCCAUUUAUACACUUGUAAGAAGAAAACUUUAACCUUUUGCAUCACGUGCUGAACUGUGAAAGAAAAACGGACAGCUGCAUGGUGUAAAAUGAACAGUACACUCUGAAUCGUCACCCUGCAUUUCUGUAUUCAUCAUUUAUACUAGAAUGCUUAAUCCCAGAUCAUCUGUGCUAUUGUAAAGUCAUUUUUUCCUCUCUAAAUUGAAUGCAAUGUUUAUAUUGUAGUCUGAACAUCUGUCAUGCACUUAUGCACAUACUAACAGAGCUGUAGAUAGUCACGUCUGUGUUUUGGAAAUACAAAGUUGUCAGUACUAAUUUAAAGUGCCUUUUUUAACAUUUAAUCUGUUUAUGAUGUUUUGCUGUCAUCUGUCUUUUGAAGUUGUAUUUCCACUAUCUUUUGUUGUUUGUGAUGUUUUCUAUACCAAUUUCACUACCAAACUUUUGUGACUGUAAAAUUAAAGGAAUCCAUUUAUAUGCAGCAUUAAACUUUUUAUUCCUGCUUUGUACUAACCGGCAUAACUAUCAGUGAAUCAUUUUCUGUAUAAUGUAUUUUGUAAUGAUGUUUUAUUUAAUCUUUACCUGCAACAAGGUCUUUGAUGUGUUGAAUCUUGAGGAGAAAAAUGAUGAAAAUAAAUUUAAUGACUAAAUAUUG